Colius striatus (speckled mousebird) is the source of this 2058-nucleotide messenger RNA. RefSeq names its product deltex E3 ubiquitin ligase 2 (gene DTX2). NCBI's taxonomy places the organism in Eukaryota, Metazoa, Chordata, Aves, Coliiformes, Coliidae. Gene Ontology annotation, biological process: Notch signaling pathway; protein ubiquitination. Gene Ontology annotation, molecular function: ubiquitin protein ligase activity; zinc ion binding. The coding region runs from base 174 to 1958 and encodes 594 amino acids. The record is from RefSeq and is a predicted model, not a curated record. Gene Ontology annotation, cellular component: nucleoplasm. The transcript has 10 exons.
GCGGGCCGGGAAGCGACGGCCCCUGAGCCACGGCCGGGAGCGAGACGGCGCCGCGACCGGGAUCGGGAUCAGGAUCGGGACCGGGACCAGGGUUCCCCAGAAGAACAUGCUGUAAGGCCAGUCAGCACAGCUGCUGCUUCCAGUCCUGGCGUGCCCAGACCUCAGGGAGGAAGAUGGCAACAGCUCAGGGAGCAGGAAGCAGUUCAGCCGGGCCAUCCGGACUCUCUGCUUCUACCCCGGGGCACGGCAGCAACUCUGCAGCAGUGGCUGUGUGGGAAUGGCAGGAUGAAUUUGGCAGGUGGAGGCCGUACCCAGGGAAUGUCUGCAGCUACAUUGAGCAGGUUUUUCAGGCCUCUCAGCAGAAGGGCCGGCGCUCAGGGUCAGGGCUGCCCAGCAGCAUCCCCUUGGGUCACGCGGAUCCUGCCUUGGCCCCUUAUGUCAUCGACAUUCCCAGCUUGAUGCAGUUCCGGCAGGACACAGGGACCAUGCGGGCUGUGCGCAGGCACCUCUUCCCCGGGGACUCUGCGGCCGGGCAGGGCGUCGUCUGGGAGUGGCAGAACGACGAGGGCGGCUGGUCUCCCUACGAGAUGAACGUCUGUGUGUUCCUGGAACAAGCCCAGGCCACAAACCACCAGCGAGUAGAUCUCGGACCUUUGGGUUACAACUAUGAAAUUGACUUUGUGGCUCAAACCCAGACCAACAAGACCACCAAGUUCCGCCGCGGCGUUCAGAGACGUUUGGACGCGCCGUACCCAGUGACGGCCUCCCCGACAGCCCUGCACACGGGGCUGGCCUGUUCUUGCCAGCAGUGCUGGUUAAGCAGUGGCACUGGGCCCAUCACCACACGCUACCGUCACUCCAUGAUCAACUUCCCCAACUCUUCUGCCAGCCAUCAGGUUCCCGGCAGGACGGCGUCUGGCAGUUCCUCCGGCUUCGUGCCCUAUAACAAAGCGACUUUGACUGGAGCGAGGUCGACACCCAGACUCAAUGCACAGAGCACGUGGGCUUUGCCUCAAGCAGGAGGCCCCAGCACAGGAUUGCCUGCAUCUAAUGGAGUCAGUGCCCCAAACCUUCCAGUCAAGAUGUCCAAACCCAGCAAGGUGAACCAAGCCCUGGCAGGCAUGACGGCUAUUCUGAUGUCAGCCGCCGGACUCCCCGUGCACCUCACCUGUGUGCCUCCAGCUGCCAGCACCCAUAAAGCCACUAAAACCCACCUCUCACUUAAGGAGGGGAGGAAAGUGUCCAAGAAAGCGACUCCAACCGAGCCCGAAGCUGUGGUGAAGAGGUACCUGGAAGAGCUGAAGGGUGCUGCUGUCGAGGAGGACUGUGUCAUCUGCAUGGAGAAGCUGAGCUCGCCCUCGGGCUACGGCAGCGAAGGGCAGCAGGGCAGCGUGGGGCCCGAGCGGGUGGGUCGCCUGCGGCUGUGCCAACACCCCUUCCACACGCUCUGCGUGCUCACCAUGUACUGCAGCGGCAACCAGGACGGGAGCUUGCAGUGCCCCACGUGUAAAACCAUCUAUGGAGAGAAAACUGGGAGUCAGCCCAAAGGGAAGAUGGAGGUUUCCACUCUUCCCCAGUCCCUCCCUGGCCACAAGGACUGUGGCACCAUCCAGAUUGUCUAUCACAUCCGUAGAGGGAUCCAGGGCCCUGAGCACCCCAACCCUGGGAUGCCCUACACAGCAAGAGGCUUUCCUCGUUACUGUUACCUGCCAGACAACGAGAAGGGCAGAAAGGUCCUGGAGCUGCUGAGGGUGGCCUGGAAGAGGCGCCUCAUUUUCUCUGUGGGCACCUCCAGCACCACGGGCGAGAGCAACACGGUGGUGUGGAACGAGAUCCACCACAAGACAGAGAGGGACACAAACCUCAGUGGCCAUGGCUACCCUGACCCCUACUACCUGGACAACGUGCUGGCAGAGCUGGCAGCACAGGGUGUCACCGAGGACUGCCUGGCAGCCUGAGCCUCGGGGCCAGCCGCUGCUGCACUUCACUCCCGUUGCCUUAAGCUCCCGUGUCUGACCCCUGUCACACUGAGCAAUAACACUGGCCUGGGGGAGCUCU